Molecule: messenger RNA, 1719 nt
Organism: Sycon ciliatum
Lineage: Eukaryota; Metazoa; Porifera; Calcarea; Leucosolenida; Sycettidae
Exons: 6
Coding region: 36-857 (273 amino acids)
Source: RefSeq, a predicted model, not a curated record
AGAAUAAGAUAAAACUGCUCGCGAUUGAGGAGGAAAUGACGUCAUUGAACUUAUCCCAACAAGCCCAGGAGAAGAAGACCAAGCAAAACUUCAGGACCAUCCAACAACAUUCUGCUCAGCAGUUUGAAUCAAUAAAUGCCACUCUGGAGGAAGAAGGGCGAAAGACCAAGCAAAACUUCAGGACCAUCCAACAACAUUCUGCUAAGCAGUUUGAAUCAAUAAAUGCCACUCUGCAGGAAGAAGGGCGAAAGACCAAGCAACACCUCAGGAACAUGCAGCUACAUUCUGCUCAACAGUUUGCUGCAAUCAAUGCCACUUUGACUGAGGAAGGACAGAAGACGCAGCAACAUUUCAAGUCAAUGAAGCAACAUUCUGUUGAGCAGCUUUCAACAAUCAGUGCUACUCUGCAGGAGGAAAGAAAGAAGUGCGGUAUUGUAUCCUGGAAGACAUUUACAAUGCAGACAUCGAGUAGCCAUCGAAACCCGUUCAGUGGAGUUCGGUUCAACAAGAGAAGACCUGACACUGUUAUCAGAGUGGUGUACACAACCUCUAUUGGAUUUUAUCAUCCGAACACUGCAAUGCAUUGUGUGAAGGUGUCAGUGCGUAUCAACGGCAGAGACUGUUCAGACCCAGCCCCGAUCAGAAGUGGAAGCUUUGGCUCAACAGCCCACUAUCAGGCACAUGCUGGUGUUGUGAGUGGUAUUUGUAAUAUCAACACUUCAGGUCCACUGUACUUCUCUACACACAUAGAGGCACAAUGCGGUACAUCCCAGUAUCACCUGGGUUACUACCCUGGUACAGGUACCAUCACAUCCACUCUGCAUAUCGAGGAACUUUGCAAUAAUCAACAGAACUAGGUAUUUGCAUCCCCAUCCCCUGACCCCUAUCUUAUCUCUCCAUUUUACCAUCUUUGUAUCAAUCUAGAAGUUUGUACCUGUGUUUGGUAGUCGCCCUGGUGCUGGAAACACGGCGUUAAAACACUCAACCUUUUUUUUAAGUGUACUGAAGAAGCCACUUUUACUGGCAGAUAUGAGCGCACAAGUACAGAAAAAGGUCUAUUACUUGUACUAGUACAGUAUACAGUGCUCUUGUCUCUUUUCUUUUUAACAUUCAACUUGUUUCCUGUUCCUUCUACAGCUUACCCAAUCGUUUGAACAUUCUUUGCAUCCAUUGAUCUAUCCAUCCCCACCGUUUAGGAGGCGCAUCUGACGCAUGAUCAUGGGGUGGUGGCGUCCCACGGAAGCCGAAAGGUAGUUCUUGACCCGGGAGUUGUACGACUCCUUGUUCUUGACCUGCCCGGUACGCGAACCCGUCGAUUUUUGUUGUUGUAUCCACCCACUCUAUCCUAUACAUUCUAACCAGCCUCCCCUUGCCAAGUUGUAUCUUUACUAAAACUUCUCCUGUGCAUUCUAUUAUCUUUCCCGUACCAACACCGACCAGCACGAGUACAUGUACUUGUAUGUCUAUGGUCGUCUACGUCUCAACAAUACCCGCAGUCUGUUUCAAAUGCAUCUACAUUGUAUAUGUCUGCUGCCAGUAUGAAAUACUGUGUUUCGUAAUGAAUACGAUGAACUCACUGCCUUUCUAUUUCGGCUAUCAUACAAUUGUUCUUUAGUCACUGCAGAAACGUGUUUAGUCCUUCACUGCCCCGCUUCAAAUACAUGUAGAUCUCUUCCAAAUUUGCACCCAUGCGGGCGUCAUCAGCUGUUUUACGUUUCU